Messenger RNA from Adineta steineri, 1086 nucleotides. Lineage: Eukaryota; Metazoa; Rotifera; Eurotatoria; Adinetida; Adinetidae. The record is from the annotation of a GenBank genome assembly.
AUGGCUAAUCUAAUUGUUACAGACAAUAAUCAUGCAGGUUUUAUUGCAGUUCAUAUUGGUGCUGGUCUACAAUCUCAAGCACGAUUACCACAGUAUCGUGAAACGAUAAAACGUGCUUGCUUGCAAGGAAUUAAAUUAUUAAAUAGUGGAAAGAAUGCAUCGGAAGCAGCAUGUAUUGCUGUUGCUGUACUUGAAGAUUGUCCAUUAACAAAUGCUGGUAUUGGUUCAAAUUUAACUUUAGAUGGAAAUAUUGAAUGUGAUGCAUCGAUUAUGGAUGAAGAUAGUUAUGGAGCAAUAGGAGCUGUUUCAGGUAUACAAAAUCCAAUAACAUUAGCAUGGGCAUUAUUACAUACUCAAAAACAAGGUCUUAUGGAUGGUGGACGAAUACCUCCAUGUUUACUUGUUGGUGAUGGUGCUAAACAAUGGGCACAAGAAACUGGUAUUCCAUUAAUUGAUAGUCAACAAAUGAAAACAGAGAAUAGUACAUAUAUGUUCGAAAAAUAUAAACGCAAAUUAGAUGAUACUACAGUGGAAUCAACUAAAAAAUUGAAAACGAAUGAUAAUGAACGAUUAGAUACAGUCGGUGCUAUUGUCAUCGAUCGAAAUGGUAAUGUAGCAGCAGCUGCAUCAAGUGGUGGAAUACUAUUGAAACAUUCUGGUCGUGUAGGGCAUUCUGCAAUGUUUGGUUGUGGUUGUUGGGCUGAACGAAACGAUGCAUGUUCAGUUGCAAUUGCAUCUUCAGGUACUGGCGAAUUUCUUAUGAAAAGUUUAUUUUCAAAAUCAAUAUGUGACGCUUGUUCAUUCGAUGAUCUUACACCAGAAACAAUACGAAUAUAUUUAAAUAAAAUAUUUUUAAAUCGAAUAAUGACACCAAUAAAUGCAGAUAAAUAUUUUGGAUUUAUUUUAUUAAAAAUGAUUACAAAUGAAAAUCAAAGUCGAUUAGUAGAAUUUCUUUGUGCACAUAAUACUCAAACAAUGUUUAUUGGGUAUAUGACUACAAAUCAAAGCAAAGUUACAACUGUAUUUUCUGAAUUAAAAUCCAAUGAUCCUCUAUCAAUAAAUAUCGAUUCAAUUCAUUUAACAUAA